Lottia gigantea (owl limpet) is the source of this 1884-nucleotide messenger RNA. RefSeq lists its product as hypothetical. The record is from RefSeq and is a predicted model, not a curated record. The transcript has 7 exons. Bases 198 to 1361 code for a protein of 387 amino acids. NCBI's taxonomy places the organism in Eukaryota, Metazoa, Mollusca, Gastropoda, Lottiidae.
AUAGGCGACCCGAAGCAGUGUUUCGGGACGCAACCGAAAAACGACGCAUACAAGAUUUCCAAGACGGAUUAGUAUAAGCGUCUUGGAGUUUGUCCGGAUUUGUAGCAAACAGAGUUGCAGGACGGAACGGACUAACGGACUUGCAGCAACAACUUACAGCCAAACUUCCACAAGAUUUUACGAUAGCCAGAUUUAAAAUGGAUUUUCUAACUAUUCCAGGGAUAUUAUUCUACUGUUUGUUUUAUAUUUCGGCUGUUUUUUGUCAGAAUAACCACACAAUAUAUGUGGGUGUGACUAAAAGAUGCCCGAGGGUUCUAGUAGACGUGGACCUGUACGACAAUCUGUACCUAAAGUCAACCGACAUAGACCACUCUGAUUUCAGACGCCAUGAAGAAUGCUCGGUCUCUGUAAUAACUGGUAUGGUCGACCAUGGUCUCUGUAUCUCUGUCAUGGACGUAGCGCUGUCCAAGGAUGUCGAGAUACUCUUUCAGACCAACACUUAUGAACCUGAUAAGAAAAUCGACAACCGCCAUGCUAGAACUGGUGAAUGGUGUACAUCAGAAUCAUUGGUGACAAUUUCAGUCAGAGUCAAGUUCACGGAACAGUCCGCUCCUGACGGCCCGUCUUUGAAAUUCUCGAUGAAGGUCCAGGCAGUGCCUAUAUCACAUAUAAGACGAAUAUAUUACAUGGAUUCCAAGCUAAGUUGUGAUGUUCAACAUAAGUUAGGCUCUGGAGAAAAAGUGAUGGUAUUUUCCCAUCGUCGACCCCACAUUUCCAAAGAACUUCCGGGCGUCUGUGACGUCACGUUCCUCUCUACCGCCUCCGACGAAUAUGAAGAAAUUUGCUUACGGUUUGUGAAGCCGAUUAGGGAUUGUGACAUGAGUGUGGUGGUUACGAAUCUUCUUCAGCCACACUGGAACCAUAAUGAGACUUUUAAUUGUAUGAGUGAGGUGACAGAAAACGAUGAAUUCUGCUCGGAGAACAAAGAACUUCAUCUCCGACUGACACGAUCCCAUUUCACCAACUCCGAUUUCGCCAUUGCUGUUGAGAGCAAGAGACACACUUUUUGGAAGUAUGUAGCAGAAGAAAAGAGAGAAAUGAUAGGCGUAGACAUAGUCAGGACCAUCAUCUAUAUGGUGUCUAUUAUCAACGCUACGUUAGCCGUAACAGUCGCUGUGGUUUCAUUCUUACACCGUAAUCCACUGUCUUCCAUCAGUCAGUGGACUGUACACAGCGUCUUCUACUUCCCCAAAUCGUGCCCUGAAACCAUCUUGAACACCAACAUCCCAAAUGACCAAGACCAUAUUCCAGAUUCGUGUUAUGUUCCUGAGAAAAUUCAAUCGGAGCAACCUGUUAUUUAAAACUGCCGUCUGGAACUACUCCCCUUUUGUAGGACUACUUUCGUUUUAUUACUGUGGUUCCUGGCCGUAUUUGAGGAAUUGGAUGGUUCUUCUUUUUUUCAUGUAAAUAUACAUACUGCUGUGAUUUUAUUCUUAAACGUUAUGACUUUUGAUCUUAUUCUUUAAUUCUGUCCAAUUUCUCGAUUAAUGAUUGAAUACGUAAUGGCUGCGUUGGCCUUCCACAAUUACGUUUUCCCUAUCAUUAUGGGUUGGAAAUAUUACGUGCAUAUCUUCAAUUACUCUCACAUACAGUUUGCAUUUUGAAAUUUUUAAAUGCUCAGAAGAUACCGCAAAAUCGAGAGUAACGGCGGAGCUCACCAUAUAAAUCUAUUAUAUACGGAAGCCCAACGCGGACAUUAUAUAGAAUUAUAACUUAUAAGUUACAUGCUUAAUAACGCUGCUACGUAUCGUCUUGUAUUGUAAUUAUGCAAUGUAUGUAAAGUUUUAUACGUUUUUGUAAUCGACAUAAUAAAAUUAGGCAAUC